GGGUAAUACACGAAGAGUGGAAACGGCACCGGCUUUGAGUGUUUAUUUAUGCCGAGAUUUAAAUACUUGUAAUAAUUUGUUCUCAAUACAGAUGAUGUAUAGGAUUUGGUAGCUUGGCUAAUACACUUAAUCGCCCGACAUUAUGAAUUGCGAGCGAGAAUUUAACAGAUCAAUGGCUCCAUACAAGCCUUAACGGGUACUUGAUCGCUACGCUCUCGUGUUACGUAUAUUUUUCCAAACGGAACUCUAUAACGAAAGGGAAUCGAAAAUCGACCAAAGUAGAGAUGCUUAGUGAUUGAAAGCGUGUAAAUUUGAUAGAAAAUAGUUUGGAACUAUAUCCAGUGGAAGUACAUGCAUAUCUAGUAGGUUGCACGUCAAUGAUGUAGCUGUUGAGGAUUUCAAAGUAAAACUCAGAAAAUUUAGUGUUUCAUUGUGAAUUAUGUCUAGUCUGCUUCGGGUGCAGAAACAGGAAAGUGACCUCAGCAGACGAGUUCUGUCGCCUUUGGUGGAGGAACUGGACGAAGAUGCCGAAAAUAAGCCACCGACGUUACAGGAAUUUCUUCCAGUUUAUGGAAAAGAAAAUGUUGAUGACAUAGAAGAGAGCAAUGAGGAGCAUGAUGAUUCUUUGAAUAACAAUAACCUUCAAGAAAAUGGGUUCCUGGACGCAGACGAGGAAAACGUCAGUGAUGAUGAAGAAUAUUUUACAGAGGAGAGCCUUUCUAUACACACCGAUCCCGACGAUUAUGACACGGAUUUAGAGAUUGACACAGAAUCUCUUCUGAAUCCAAAAACAAUUGACCACGACACUACAGGGAAGACAAAAUACAUCAAGAAGUGUUUUGACUUAGGGAUAAACCCCGUGUCUUACUUUGUGAAAAACUUAGAAAACAAAGAACUUAAACUUCGAUUCCACGGACUUGGUGCAGAAAGUGUUAAAGCCAUAUCGUUUCCCUUAGAGACAAACACAAACAUUGAGAUAGUAAACCUGGAGGGUAAUGGAAUCGACAGUACGGGGGCUCGAUGCUUGUGUCGCGUGCUGAGGGAAAAUCUCUUUCUAACUGAAGUGGUGCUUAGUGAGAACAAAAUUGGAACCGAAGGCGCCAUUUCAAUAUGUCAGUUUUUGAAGAGCAAUAGGAAUCUAUUAAAAGUCGAUAUGACAGCGAAUGAAAUAGGGGACCCUGCGGGGCAGUCCUUUUACGAGGUCCUGAAGGAAAACCAAACGUUAAAAGAGCUCAUUUUAGCGAACAACAGGUUAGAGGAAACCAGUGCCCGUUUCCUGAAAGACGGAAUACAAGAGAACGACCGACUGGAAAUACUGGACCUCAGCUGGAACCAUUUCAAAACAAAAGGAGCUGUAGCAAUCGCUGAAGGCCUUCAGGAAAACGUUGGUUUGAAGAAGUUCCGUUUUCAAAUGGCUGGUCUUGCAAAAGCAGGAUCAGAAGCGAUGAUGAAAGCUUUAAAACACAAUAGGACUCUGAAAGAAUUGGACAUCAGUUUUAACAGAAUCCCAGUGGAAGGUGCUACAUUUUUAGCCAGUGGGUUGAAAGAAAAUGAUGUUCUUCAGCAACUGAAGGUUGGAAACAAUCCUUUUGAAAGUGAAGGAGCUAUGGUCAUCUUGGAAUCUGUAGAUGCCAACGAAAACAGUGCAAUAAAGUACCUGGAUUUUAGUAAAAUGCUGGUGAAAGCCGAAUUUGCUACAAUUGAGGAUAAACUUCGAGAGCAAAGAAAUGUUAAGAUUAAACAUGAGGGUAUUCUACCGGAGAUGCACCCCAAGAACGGCACCUACGCCCGGCUGAGCGCCUUCAGACGGGACCCAAUAGAGACCUUCAAAAAAUACGCCGAGUUUUCAGGAGUCAAUCUCCACGAUGUCUUCAAUGGAGGACAUCGUCUACGACUAGAUGCAAACGAGUUCAAAGAUCUUAUUAAGGGUUCUGGGAUCGACAUACCAGACCAACAGCUGACUGUGCUCAUUAGGACUCUGGAUGUAGACGGAUUCGUCAACUACAAUCGAAUUCUAGACGAAAACGGAUCCGAACCCCCAUUUAGUCCCGACUCCCGAUCCUCGUCCGCUGUGAGUUUUGCUUCCGACAAAUCUGAGAGAACUGUGCCCUCCGCCAGGCGGCGCACCUCUAGUACGGACGCUGGACUGAGUACGGACAGCGGAACAAAACCCAAGUCGGCAAGGGACAAACCAAAAAAGAAGGAAAAGAAGAAAAAGAAAUGACAAGCUCCGCGUAUCAUGUCGUUGAUAACCAUGGCAUUUGUAUCUUAUGGUUUAAGGUCUGUGUUAUAAUGAUUUUCUAGUGGUUGAAACACUUUAAAGAUUCUGAUCACGUUGUUUUGACAACGAAGUUGGAUCUUCCGUCCUGCGACACAUUGUACAUCACGCGUAUAACGCAGACAUGCUGUAUUUUUGUAAUUGAAUGAUGAUGUAUUUCUUGCAUACGGUGCUUAAUGUUAUUAUGAUAUUUUGAUUUUCAUUAAUGUUCACAUUAUGGUCUUUGCAUUUUCGUGUAACAAAUACAUAACAGCAUCACAGCAGGCAUUCGUUUGUUAAAUUUCAUGUUUUCAUGAAUAAAUAUUUUACGAUUCAU
Molecule: messenger RNA, 2594 nt
Organism: Ostrea edulis (European flat oyster)
Lineage: Eukaryota; Metazoa; Mollusca; Bivalvia; Ostreida; Ostreidae
Product: leucine-rich repeat-containing protein 74B-like
Exons: 12
Coding region: 440-2224 (594 amino acids)
Molecular function (GO): protein binding
Source: RefSeq, a predicted model, not a curated record